Apodemus sylvaticus (European woodmouse) is the source of this 1949-nucleotide messenger RNA. It is a transcript of the gene Adh7, whose product is annotated as alcohol dehydrogenase 7 (class IV), mu or sigma polypeptide. The record is from RefSeq and is a predicted model, not a curated record. Gene Ontology annotation, biological process: retinol metabolic process; retinoic acid metabolic process. NCBI's taxonomy places the organism in Eukaryota, Metazoa, Chordata, Mammalia, Rodentia, Muridae. The transcript has 9 exons. Gene Ontology annotation, molecular function: all-trans-retinol dehydrogenase (NAD+) activity; zinc ion binding. The coding region runs from base 89 to 1213 and encodes 374 amino acids. Gene Ontology annotation, cellular component: cytosol.
GGAGAUGCCGGUACUCGUAGAAGGGUGAACUGUGCAUCGGCCAUAGAAGAGUGAACUGUUUGCAGACCACAAUCCCAGGAGAGCCAAGAUGGGCACUGCUGGAAAAGUUAUUAGGUGCAAAGCAGCUCUACUCUGGGGAAUGAACCAGCCCUUCUCCAUUGAGGAAAUCGAAGUGGCCCCACCAAAGGCUAAGGAAGUUCGUGUUAAGAUUUUGGCCACAGGAAUCUGUCGCACAGAUGACCAUGUAAUAAAAGGGACGAUGGUGUCUAAGUUUCCAGUGAUUGUGGGACAUGAAGCAGUUGGCGUUGUGGAGAGUGUUGGAGAAGGGGUCACUACAGUGAGACCAGGUGACAAAGUCAUCCCUCUCUUUCUACCACAGUGUAGAGAAUGUAAUGCCUGCCGGAACCCAGAGGGCAAUCUCUGCGUCCGGAGCGAUCUGACAGGCCGUGGAGUACUGGCCGACGGCACUACCAGAUUCACCUGCAAGGGCAAACCGGUCCAGCACUUCAUGAACACCAGCACCUUCACCGAGUACACGGUGCUGGAUGAGUCCUCCGUAGCUAAGAUAGACGGAGCGGCUCCUCCCGAGAAAGCCUGCCUGAUCGGCUGCGGAUUUUCCACCGGUUAUGGGGCUGCUGUUAAAACUGCCAAGGUCACGCCUGGCUCUACCUGCGUUGUGUUUGGCCUGGGUGGCGUUGGCCUGUCAGUCAUCAUGGGCUGUAAAGCAGCUGGCGCCUCUCGGAUCAUUGGAAUUGACAUCAACAAAGACAAAUUCCAGAAAGCCCUAGCCGUAGGUGCCACAGAGUGUAUCAGUCCCAAGGACUUCACCAAGCCCAUCAGUGAGGUGCUUUCCGACAUGACAGGAGACACUGUACAGUAUACUUUUGAAGUUAUUGGGCGUCUUGAGACCAUGGUUGAUGCCCUCUCAUCUUGCCACAUGAACUAUGGAACCAGUGUGGUGGUUGGCGCUCCUCCGUCAGCCAAGAUGCUCAGCUAUGACCCAAUGCUGCUCUUCACUGGGCGUACGUGGAAAGGCUGCGUCUUUGGGGGUUGGAAGAGCAGAGAUGAUGUCCCCAAACUGGUGACUGAGCUCCUGGAAAAGAAGUUUGACCUGGACCAGUUGAUAACCCACACCUUGCCUUUUAAUAAUAUCAAUGAAGGAUUUGAAUUGCUCUAUUCAGGGCAAAGCAUCCGGACUGUCCUGACAUUUUGAGCUGGGUGUUCUGUGCUGGGUGACUGUGACCUGUGCCUUGUUCCUGACAGUGUCCUCUGAGAUCAUGAAUCUGUCCCUUGGGGGAAGAAAGAGAAGCUUUAUAGAGUUUUAUAAACCUUUAUAUGUUUAGUUUAUUGAGUGCCUAGGAUUAGCAGAGAACUCAACACUAACAGUAAAUGCUUUGAUUUGUGUUUUUUAAGACUAUAAUUCUAUAUUUUAUAAGCAUGUAGUUGGGGUUCUAUUUGUUGGAAGAGGGAUUGUUUUCAGAAUUUUACAAUUGUUCUGACUUAAAACAGAUGCAUCGUGUAUAGAAGUAGAAAAUGCCCAGCAAAAACACCCGAGCUCUCAUUCUGUUUUUUAACAGAAACACUUUAAAAACAUGUUACAAAUUAACUUGAAUUAGAUUGUGAAAUUGCAUACAUAACUUGAUUAGAUUAAGAAAGAAAUUGGGAAAUUUAAGGGAAGGGCACAUUUUUUAAUGAUUAACCUUAAGAAUUAUCAUUAUGUAACUGUGACUUGGGAAAAGCACAACCUUGCCUGGGGCUAUUUGUCAUUGUUUAUCAAUGCAAGACAAAAUAUUUUUAGAAUAGCAAUUAAACAUGAACCAUAGAUAUAAUCACAUUGUGAUAUUUACAAUAUUAAGUUUAAUAAAGUAGAAUUACAAGUCCUUAAGUAAAUAGUAAUAACAUUUAACAUGAAGAUUAUUUUUAGUUUGCUGUAACUACACCAGCAUGUA